This is a messenger RNA of Rotaria sp. Silwood1, 450 nucleotides long. NCBI's taxonomy places the organism in Eukaryota, Metazoa, Rotifera, Eurotatoria, Philodinida, Philodinidae. The record is from the annotation of a GenBank genome assembly.
AUGAAUAUUGAUUCCAACUUAUCACUAACACAUAAAGAUUCAACACAUAUGAAUACAUCUUCAAAUUUGAAUAUGAUGCAAACAGUUAUAUCUCAUCAUGAACAAUAUCAAUCAACUAAUGAUGAUCCUUUUUCAACAUCAAAUGAUGCUUCAUCAUCAGUUAAUAAUAUGAUAUUAUCAUUAACAUUUUCUAAGUCAGUUACAAAUUCAAUGCUUGAUUAUAAAUAUCUGUGGAUGAGACCAGGUAUUGAUAAAUAUUUAACAUGUUUACGACGAAGUGAAAUGGCUCGUAGUCUUCUAUUAACUGAACGACAAAUUAAAAUUUGGUUUCAAUCUGGUCGAUUUAAAUGGAAACAUGAUAUGUUUAAAUCACGUAAUCAUCCACAACAUGUUGAACUUCAAGCAAACGCAACAAAUCAUAGUCGAAAUCAUCAUUCAUAUGCUGCAUGA